CGGUGAUUCGCCUGUUGAAGAGGAGCCUGGCUCACGAGCGUUGCAGCUAAUGGUUCGCCUCGGACGGCCUUUCGACGCAUUUUUGCUAGCGCAACAGCGUGUUGGAGAAUACAAGAGGAUCGCGUCGGACUAUAACAUCAUUGCACAAGUCAAAGACAUUGCAUCGGUUGAUAGCAUGGACGUUGGUGCCGUAGAAAUACUCUAGCUAAUAGCUAUCUACAGGCAUCGGGUACUAUCACGUCACUGCGCAUUCAUAAUUCUCUCUACAGUUCUUUCCUUUCUACCAUGGCGACUUCUGCUUCGUUCCCUGGCGUUAUUGGUCUUCAGAAUGGAAGCAGAUAUCAAAAUGAUAAGAAAUCUCAUUUUCACGCCUGUUACAUUCAUUGAGCAAUUCCAGAGUCUUCCGUCAUCAGCCCCGGAUCUGCAAGAAAUUCGUU
Messenger RNA from Suillus discolor, 437 nucleotides. RefSeq lists its product as uncharacterized. The transcript has a single exon. The coding region runs from base 50 to 205 and encodes 51 amino acids. Lineage: Eukaryota; Fungi; Basidiomycota; Agaricomycetes; Boletales; Suillaceae. The record is from RefSeq and is a predicted model, not a curated record.